This is a messenger RNA of Pseudonaja textilis, 3118 nucleotides long. RefSeq names its product zinc finger protein 76 (gene ZNF76). The record is from RefSeq and is a predicted model, not a curated record. Gene Ontology annotation, biological process: regulation of transcription by RNA polymerase II. Lineage: Eukaryota; Metazoa; Chordata; Lepidosauria; Squamata; Elapidae. Gene Ontology annotation, molecular function: DNA-binding transcription factor activity, RNA polymerase II-specific; RNA polymerase II cis-regulatory region sequence-specific DNA binding.
UUCAAACAGAACAUGAGAAAAAAGAUUUGAUUCCUACAUUUGAGAACUCACUUUUGUAUGUAAAAACGAGAAGGAUGGCACUUCAGUGAUAGAUCAUAUACUUUGAGAGCAGAAUUCCUGCCAACUUUGGAUAAAACAUAGGCAAUAGUGAGCUAGAUGAUUAUUGGACAAAAUGUAACAUAUUUGCUAAAAUUACAAUGUUAUUCUUCUUUUUUUCCCCAAGAAAACCUGCUUUCCACAAUGCUAGGAAAAUUGCGGAAUAUGAAAGCUCAACAUAUAAUGCAGGUUUCUUCUAAAAAUGGCACCGUUUAUAUGCUUUGGUUUGCCAAUCUAUUACUUGAAGCUAAGUGCUUCAAAUAAUUCGUUCAAAGAUAUUUGAAUCCCCAGACUUCUUACAGAAUAUCAGUUACCCUUCAUUUCAGUCGUAAUAGAAUUCAUCUAUGAGCUUAUUCUUCUGUGUAAGUCCAGAGUUUUAGUUCUCUAAUUUUAUGAAAUGUUUGGCAUAUUUACCCCAAUAACUCUUCAUCAGUUGAUAGAAUUAGGGACUGACAACACUAAUUGUUCUUCUUUUACUUGCGCAGUACCUCUUCUUAUAUGUUUAUUAUUUCAUUGCUGUGCUCAUUAAAUUAUUCUUCCUCUGUGCAGUGCUGUGUAAUUGUUUAAAUUUAACUGUUGCAUGAAGAAGAUUCAUUUUUUGCACCUCCAUUUCAGUUGACAGAGUUGGAAAAAUCCUUGCUGAAAACCUGGGCAGCUAUCACCUCACAGGGUGCUUGUUGUGGAGAAAAUAAGAGGAAGUAGUAUUAGCUGUGUCAGUGGGAACUACUUUCAGUGUUGAAUACAUGACUAAGGAGCUGCAACCAGAACAAAAUGGAGGGCUUGAGUCUACAGGCGAUGACCCUUUCUGAUGGGACAACAGCCUAUGUUCAGCACGAUGCAGGUGAAGAGAAAUUAGUUGAUGGACAAAUGAUUGAACUUGAAGAUGGAUCCACAGCUUUUUUCCAACAAGUAACUCUGCAGAAAGAAUCUAUCACAUUUGAAGAUGGUCAGCCUGUUACACUGGAAGACGGCACCAUGGCUUUUAUACAUCACACUCCCAAAGAGGGUUUUGACCCCAACACCUUGGAGGCCAUCCAGCUGGAAGAUGGAUCCACAGCUUUCAUACACCGUCCUGUUCCCACGACAAUGGAUGGCACCAUCCUGGCAGUGCAAGCAGAUGUGGGGCUGGAGGAAUUGGCAGAGAAGAAAGAUGACCCUUUUGAUUUAGACACCGAUACCACUCUGAAGGAUUACACCAGCAAGGAAGACUUCCAGAAAGAAGAAAUGCAGAGCACUGGAAAUGGACCAAGAACUCCUGAUAAAGCUUAUUGUUGUAGAUACAGUGGGUGUAGCCGCCUCUUUACCACAUCCCACCAUUUGAAGGUUCAUGAACGUGUCCAUACUGGCGAUCGCCCAUACCAGUGUGAUUUUGCAAGCUGUGGGAAAACUUUUGCUACAGGAUAUAGUCUAAAGAGCCAUAUGAGAACCCACACUGGUGAGAAGCCAUACAAGUGCCAAGAAGAUUUAUGCACCAAAGCCUUCAAGACUUCUGGAGAUCUCCAGAAACAUAUUCGAACACAUACUGGUGAGCGGCCCUUCCGGUGCCCCUUUGAAGGCUGUGGCCGCUCUUUCACCACCUCUAACAUACGCAAGGUCCAUAUACGAACACACACAGGAGAGCGACCCUAUAUGUGCUCAGAGCCCAACUGUGGGAGGGGUUUCACUAGUGCCACCAACUACAAAAAUCACAUGAGAAUCCAUACAGGGGAGAAGCCAUAUGCAUGCAUGGUACCAGGCUGUGGAAAAUGCUUCACAGAAUAUUCUAGUCUCUACAAACACCAUGUAGUUCACACACAUUGCAAACCAUACACUUGCAACACCUGUGGCAAAACCUAUCGGCAAACUUCUACUUUGGCAAUGCAUAAACGUACUGUGCACGGGGAGUUGGAUGACAGUGAGCAAGCUCUCUAUGAACAUCAGAUGGAAGAUACCAUAGUGAAUAACAGCAGGCCUCCACUGAAACGUCAAUGUAUUGUUUCUAUGAAGAUGAAAGAUGAAGUGCAGGAAGAUUCCAUGUCAUCGGCAGCAGCUCUGGUUUCUGAGGAUGGUGUAGAGCAAUUGGAAAUGCAACAGAGCCUGGAAAAUACAAUCAACAUGACAACUACCGAAGUUCACCAAGAAGGUGAAACUCUAAAAACAGCUACAUUGAAAAAUGGAUGUUGAGGCUUUAUUUUGAACACUUGACAGGAGUGAAGAGCUAUGUAGAAACAAGUCAUUGGACAGAACAGAUUCUACAAGGGCCCGAAGCUCAGGAGUCAGAUGACUGGGAACUAAAUGCCCAUUGGAGAGAAGUUUAAGAAUUGUUCACUGCUAGUCAGUAGAUAUUGAUAACUGAUAAGAACAGAUGAUGAAGUAACAUUUUUGCUUGACAUUUUUUAAACAAAUGGACCUGUAAUAAGCUUCAAGAAAUCAACUCAUCUGAGAUAGGAUUUGUCUUAUCAUUUGGAACUUUUUCAUUUCUGGUACAUAUUAAUGGAAUGACCACUUCUGGAUUAGAAAACAUUUAAAGUUGGACUUUUAUUGGAUUUCAGCAACAACUUUUAUCAUUUCAGAAUUUUAUAGCUUAUGUGUUUAGUGUUGAAUGUCCAGAAAAGGAACACAGCUACUCCAUAUCCUAGAGCAGUGUUUCUCAACUCAGCAAGUUUAAGAUGGGUGGACCUCAGCUUUCAAAAUUCUAGGAGUUGCAGUCUACACAUCUUAAAGUUGCCAAGGUUGAGAAACACUGUCCUAGAGAAGUAGUAAUAUGAAAGUAAGGAAGUGUCCUCUAGAUAGGAUUAUAAGUGGAAGUUCUAAGGUGUAUAACAAUGGGAACAAGCAAUAGCAUUAUGGAAGCUUUCCUCCUCCCCGCUCCCAAAUAUACCAGAGAUACCUCUAAAUCUUAGCAAGAGUCUAAAUAGACAGGUAAAAAUCUGUACUGAACUUAGGGGGUAUAUUAAAUUGGUUCUGGGUAAUGUUUUAUUUUCUUUCACUCUGAAGAGCUAAUAGAAGAUUUGGAUAUGUAUUUAAUAAAAAGUUGAAAUUG